AUGAAGAAUUCGAGAUCGGGCAAUCACCAAGACCACCAUGCUGCCAAACGUCACGCAUUUGGCAGCAUGGUCCAACCAGACCAGGAAGAAUACACAUUUCGUCUCAGCAACUCGUCGGAAUCCGGCCAUCCCAACAACCACCACCACCACCACGCGCCGCCGCCUUCCUCUGACGACAGCUCCCCCGCUAGUAGCGGCCUCUUGGACCAAUCCCCAUUGAUCCCAAUAACCCCGGCCGCCUCCCCCCUAUCCAAAUCCCCAUGGUCCACAUCCCUCAACAACGAGCCCGAAUCCUACAACUACACGGGCCUUAUGGGCUCGCUCGUCCGCGAGGAGGGCCACAUCUACUCGCUGGCGGCCUCCGGCAGCCUCCUCUACACCGGGUCGGACAGCAAGAACAUUCGGGUUUGGAAGAAUCAGAAGGAAUUUUCGGGUUUCAAGUCCAACUCCGGCCUCGUCAAGGCCAUCAUCAUCGCCGGUGACCGGAUCUUUUCCGGCCACCAGGAUGGGAAGAUCCGGGUUUGGAAGACGGUUAAGGUGUGGAGGGUCUCGGAUUCGAAGUGCUUGGAGUCGAUUUCGGCGCACGAGGACGCGGUGAACUCCGUGGUGGCGGGUUUCGACGGGCUGGUUUUCAGCGGGUCGGCGGACGGGACGGUGAAGGCGUGGAGGAGGGAGGUGCAAGGGAAGGCAGGGACGAAGCAUUUCUUUUCGAGGACUCUAGUGAAGCAGGAGUGUGCGGUGACGGCGCUGGCGGUGGAUCUGGCAGCGGGGGUGCUGUACGCGGGGUCGUCGGACGGGCUGGUGAACCUGUGGAGGAGGGAGAGGUUGAUGGCGCACGGAGGGGUGCUGAGGGGGCACAAGCUGGCGGUGCUGUGCCUGGCGGUGGGAGGGGAUCUGGUGUUCAGUGGGUCGGCGGACACGAACAUAUGCGUGUGGAGAAGGGAGGGGGAAGGCCACGCGUGCCUGUCGAUACUCAGGGGGCACACAGGGCCAGUUAAGUGCCUGGCGGUGGAGGAGGAAGGAGCCGGGGGCGGAGGUGGGAGUGGGGCGAAGCAGUACGUGGUGUAUAGUGGGAGUCUUGAUAAGUCGGUGAAAAUAUGGAGAGUAUCUGGGCAGGUGCCGGCGCCGGCGCCGGAGAAUAGCGUUGACGGUAAUUGCGUGCCGUCGGCGACGAGCUUCUCGUCGCAGCAGAGUAGUGGUAUUAGGACGGGUGGGCAAAAGAGAAACUACUGA
Molecule: messenger RNA, 1233 nt
Organism: Striga hermonthica
Lineage: Eukaryota; Viridiplantae; Streptophyta; Magnoliopsida; Lamiales; Orobanchaceae
Source: the annotation of a GenBank genome assembly